Molecule: messenger RNA, 1767 nt
Organism: Rotaria sordida
Lineage: Eukaryota; Metazoa; Rotifera; Eurotatoria; Philodinida; Philodinidae
Source: the annotation of a GenBank genome assembly
AUGAAAUUUGAGUUAUUACCAAAUGAAAUAUUUAUCAAAUGUUUUCGAUAUCUUAACGCAUUAGAUAUAUUCUAUUCAUUUGAUCGAUUAAAUUAUCGUUUUUAUAAACUUAUUCGAAAUAUUUCAUUACAUUUGGAUUUUCAGCAAUUGAAAAAAUCUAAAUUUAAUCAAUUUUGUCAGAUAAUAUUAUCGAAUGCAGAAAUAAAAUAUAAUGUAAUUUCAUUAAAAUUGUCAAAUGAUGGUACACGUGGCCAAAUUGAAAACUUUCUUUCAGCAUUUGCAUUAAAUGAAUUUAUUAAUCUCCAAUCAUUAUCAUUAAUGAAUUUAAAAAAUGAUGAUCUUCAAAAAUUAUUACCUAUAUUACCAUUGUUAUCUAAAUUAUAUUGUUUUUCGUUUACCAGAUCUACCAGGUGGGAUGAUAAAACAUCGGAAAUCCUACCUGCAUUGAAAAAAUCGAAAUUACGUAUUCUAUCAAUACCAUCAUUAAGUUGUGACAGAUCUAUUUUUAAACAAAUGUCAAUUACAUCACUAACAAUUUCUUCUGGCUAUUUGCCUAAAUUAUGUGAAUUAUUCCAGUAUGCAUCAAUGUUAAAGUGUUUUACUAAAAAAGCUGUUAAUUUAAAACGAUUAAUUAUUGAUUAUUCUAUGGCUGAAUUUGAAACUCUUGAGCAUUUGUUAAAGCGUAUACCAAAUUUGACAAUUUUUACAAUAAAUGCUCCAUAUAAAAUAGAUAUGAUUGAUGCUGACCGUUGGCAAUAUCUGAUUGAAUCUUCAUUAUUACACUUACGUGUUUUCAAUUUCUAUUUUAGUUUUUCCGAUAAACUUUAUUUUGUUCACGAUAAGAAACUUCAACAAUUUCGAACUGAUUUCUGGUCUAAACAACAUUGGUAUACUAAUAAUGAAAGAUGUUACUACCAGUCAAUAUCAAUCUAUACUAUGCCGUAUGCAUGGAAUGAGUAUAGAUUAAUAGAUACUUGGCAUACAUACAAUAAUUUAAAUGGAUUUGAUAAUGUUACAAAGUUAACAUUGGAGACAGUGGGAAUUAAAGAUAAUUUACCAUUUUAUUUUAAAAGUAUUAAAUCGUUAAUAUUUGUAGAACCUGAUAUUGAUGAUGGAUAUGAACCAGAGGAGUGGCUUCUACAGCCCACACAAAUAGAAUUUCUAAACAAAAUGGUCAAUUUAUCAAAUAUUAAACAUUUAGAAAUUCCAAGCGCAAGUUGUACGUUAUCAUCAUCAUUAUUAUUAGAAAUAUUAAAAAUACUACCAUAUAUAUCAUCAUUAGAAAUUGAUAAACGUAGUUUAAUAUUGUUUCUUGAUGAUCAUGAAUUACGAAAAUAUUUAAACAGAAAAAUACACGUAUUACAUAUCACAUCUGGUGUAUUGAAUGAUCAUCUUGAAUUCGAUGAAAUAGAUUUGUUUUCUGAAACAUUUUCAAAUGUUGAAAAAUUUCAUUGUCAUAUCAAACAACUGGAUGUUUUAUUAUUAAUAUUAAGAAAAUUUGCAAAAUUAUCAAUCUUAAGUAUUCAAAAUAUUAAUAAGGACAUGUAUUCAUGGAUUCAAAUGAAUGCAUCGAAUUUGAAUGCUUUAUCUGUAAUAGGUACGAUAAGUGCCAUAUAUGAAAAUGGAAUUUCUAAUAGUACGCAAGGAACUCAAGGUGGUGUACGAAUUGGUCAAUCUCUUAUUUCAGUACUUUUCUACGGAUUUGGAAUAUUCGUUGCUUAUCGACAUUCUGAAACAGGUUUAAAAGUGGUGAGUUUUCAUUUAUAA